AAUAGGACACAGUGAAGUAUAUUGUUUCGUUUGAUUAAAGAUGCAAAUGCGUUCACUAUUUUCUAUUCACAGCACACUUUCAUCUGCGUUCCUUAUUUUCUGAUUGGGUGUUUCCUGACCGCUGAUAUAGUGGGCGCAGAUCAUGGCAGUCUUAUUAGAACCCAACUCUUUUCUACCAUAAUAUUUACAUCAGGCGCCUGUACCCUGCUUCAGACAGCACUCGGUACCAGGCUGCCGAUGAUCCAGGGUCCGUCAGUUGCAUUUCUACCUGCCCUGCUGACAGCCCAGAGAAGCAGGGAGUGGUCUUGUACAGAUAGCAGCACAGACUACAACAGCACAUACUACAACAUCACCAACGAUGCUAACCACACCACCUCAACCCCAGAUACUGUUCCAAUGGACGACUUGCCGACCUGUUUGAGUCCCGAAGACAAACUGAGAGAAAUAUCUGGAAGUUUAAUGGCUGCUUCGUCUGUUGAGAUCCUCAUUGGCGGGACAGGACUUGUAGGGCUUCUAAUGAAGUUUGUAGGACCAGUUACAGUGGCCCCUACCAUUGCUCUGGUAGGACUGAGUGUGUACAAGGUGCUCAUUGCCUACUCACGGUCGUCAUGGGAACUAUCCUUACUAGGUGUUGUGCUUGUCGUGCUGUUUGCGUUGUACCUUGGCCAUAUCGCCGUGCCCUUCCCCACACAGAGCGCAUGUAGCGCCCAACACAGGAGGAGAAAGAGCAAGACUCAUGGCGUGCUAAUCUUUCAGCUACUUCCGGUCCUCCUCAGCAUCCUCGUAGUGUGGGCCGUAUCUGGAAUCCUAACACACGCAAACGUGUUCCCUACAGACCCCGCCAAUCCAAGGUUCAGGGCCAGGACAGAUGCCAAAUCCACGAUGUUACAUCGCACGCCUUGGUUUUACGUCCCCCACCCAGGACAGUUUGGAAAGCCAUCGUUCAACAUAGGACUGUUUAUAGGAUUUAUAGCAGCGUUCCUUGCCUCAAUUAUUGAGUCUGUAGGGGACUACUUUGCUACGGCCAAAGCGUGUGAAGUCACCACUCCACCGAAACACGCCAUCAACAGGGGGAUAUUUGUAGAAGGGCUUGGGGGACUACUUUCUGGAGCGGUGGGAUUUGGCCUCUCAACAACUUCGUACACACCCAACAUUGCUGCAAUGACUCUGACUAAAACAGCUCACCGCUACAUCAUGUACAGUGCCGGUGCCAUUAUGCUGGUGCUGUCGGUCGUGGGGAAGGUCGGUGCUGCAAUAGCGACAAUACCGGACCCAGCUCUUGUCGGUUCUAUGGUAGCAGUAUGUGGCAUGAUGGUCACUCUCGGACUCUCUUCGUUACAGUACGUCAAUAUGAACUCUUCCAGGAACCUCCUCAUCGUUGGGAUGGCUCUGUUCAUUGGCAUAUUUUUGCCAGAGUGGUUAGAGAGACACCCUGAGGACCUCGAAACAGGGGUCAAGGACCUUGAUAAAAUUCUGCAGCUUAUUCUUGGAACUCCAAUGCUUCUUGGUGGCCUCAUCGCCAUCUUCCUGGAUAAUACCGCGAAAGGAUCACGGAAAGACCGAGGCAUUGAUGCUUGGCAGAAUCUCCUGGGGACUGACGCCACCAACACCAGCAUCACACAGAAGCCCGUGGAGACGUCAUCAAACAAUACGUAUGGAUGGUUCUGGCAAGGUCGACUGUAUCAGUACCUGCCCUGCUGUUCACGGCUCCCCUUCAUGCCUCCGGGGACAGGGUUAGAUCGUACCCUCACGUCACCAUCCCAGCCAGGUGGGACGCCGGAUAAUGUCAGAUCACUCUUGGGAAACUCUAGUGUGUAGUUCCUCUUCGGGCCGCAUCAUUUUGAUUAAUCAUUUUCAACCCCCAUCGUUGGGAUGUUGUAUUUGCCGGAUAAUUAACCAAGGGCCGGUAGCUCUGACCAGCCAUUCCAAAAUCGAUGUACAUGCUGCACAUGACGCACGAUGGCUGUCGUGUCUGUGCAGGUAGUGUGUU
Haliotis rufescens (red abalone) is the source of this 1990-nucleotide messenger RNA. Its product is annotated as solute carrier family 23 member 1-like. The record is from RefSeq and is a predicted model, not a curated record. The transcript has 10 exons. Lineage: Eukaryota; Metazoa; Mollusca; Gastropoda; Lepetellida; Haliotidae. Gene Ontology annotation, cellular component: membrane. Bases 238 to 1818 code for a protein of 526 amino acids. Gene Ontology annotation, biological process: transmembrane transport. Gene Ontology annotation, molecular function: transmembrane transporter activity.